AUUUUUGUAAUUGCUCUUUUCUCAGGGAUGCCAGUCAGCUGCCAGAGCCUGAGGAGAAACUCAAUGUGUCACAGGGAGGAGCAGCUAAUGUGUCUCACAUCACCCCUAACAAUUCACUGGGCUUUGUUCAGGCCACACCGUCAAGGGUGCUGCCGUCACCCACUGUCAACACACGGGAAGCACUGGAUGUGAUUAUGGACAUGUUCCAGGCCCCGACUCUCAUAGAGGACCCGUUCCACAACACAUCAGUGCUCCGCACUGUGGAGAAGGAGUGUGAGGGCGGAUACCAGAGAAAUG
Molecule: messenger RNA, 297 nt
Organism: Monopterus albus (swamp eel)
Lineage: Eukaryota; Metazoa; Chordata; Actinopteri; Synbranchiformes; Synbranchidae
Product: mitotic checkpoint serine/threonine-protein kinase BUB1-like
Exons: 3
Source: RefSeq, a predicted model, not a curated record